GAGGAGGGCAGGAAUUGGGGGGUGGAGAAUGAGGGCUCUGGGGGUUUUAAUUUUAGAAAAAUGAAGGCUGAAAGUUCAGCAAGAGGGCUUGAAGUAUCCCUAAGGCAACUUGUCUGCUCUCUUCCCUCAUUGGCUCCCAUAAAAACAUAGCAGGUGUAUGAUCAUUAUUAUUCAUAACUUAAUUUAGAACCUACGAUGAUUGCAUGGAUGUAACAAAAAUAUGCCGUAUAUGUGUGUCUUGUCUAUCUAAGCAUCACUGUAAAUAUCAAUAUUGUAAACAUCCAAGAAUUAGAAAAUGCUGAUUUACCACAUAGAAAAGCUCCUCAAUAUUUAUGUUGUAAAUAAUCUCCAUGAAUUCAAUUAGAGAAUUCCAUUUCUUUGUUUGUUUAAAAAAAUCUAUAUUGUUUGGUAUAAUUCAAUAUUGAUAAUUAUGAAAGUUUAUACAGUACACCUGCCCUCCAUUUUUGUUUGUUUGUUUACCAGCCAUUCUUUCACUGGUGACGUUGACCUAUUUUUCCAUUUUUGCAAAAUCAGAAGAGUCACAGCUAUUAAAUUCUUUAUUACGUCCUAAUACUUGACCUGUUUAUCCAAUCAGAUUCCUGAUGAUAUUAUAAGGACUAUGAGAUGUCAUGACUGAUACAAUUUCCCCACCUCACCCCCCCCAACAUAUUUUAAUUGAUUGGCAACUCCACCCAAAUGUUUCACAUCUGCCUUUGAGGCUCCAUAUCUCCAAGCACUCUCCACUGCAUGUACGUAUUUGGUCUGUGGAGUCAUGUACCAUUGAUAGAAUAAUUUAUAAAGUUUUUCUCUUAUGUGUACACAUAGAGAUAAUUUUGGUUCUUGAUACAAUUUUUCCCUCCGCUCUUGUUCAGAGAUUUUUCUACCAGUUGUUUUAUCAACCUUUCCCCCUCCCAGAAAACCUGUGCCAAGUUGUGAAUUCACAGGUUAUCCAGUAAGACAGAUCUUGGAUUGAAAACCUAUUCAAGGCUUUCUUUUUAUGAUACCCUCAAAAGUUCUUACUACACUUGCCAUGUUACUCUUUCUUAUAUUUUCAUCUAUAUUGUUUCUUUAUUGAAACAUUACGCCAUUAGACCCAUUUGAAGAAUUUCAUUAAGUGUUUUACAGUGUCAGUUACUUAAAGUUUCCAUAUAUAUUAUUAUAUACUUGCUUGUCCAAUUAAACACUUGGUUUUAAAAAUUAAGGUUGAAAGUAAAGAUAACUUGGGUGUUAACACUUAUUAAACCAUUGGGUGUGGGUGUUAACAUUAUAGAAAAUUGACCAUUCAUCCUGAUCUGUUUGCAGAAAGUUUGUGGAGAGGUUAGACAAUGUUGUCUGUUUAUUGAGCAUGAUUUAUUUAUGGGGAAGCUAGAUGGCAUGCCAAGCAGUUGUUAUCCCACACUUUUCACUGGAUUUAUCUUGUCACUUUCCUUAUCGCUAAAGGUCCUUUGAGCGGGGAAGCAUGCUUGUAGCACGAGAGCAUCAGAUCAGCGUUAAUUGUGCAACCUGAAGUUGCUGAUAUCUUACUGAUUCCCACCCGUAAAUAGUAAUCUGGAAGUGCCUUGUGAUAGGAUAUAUGUAUAAUAGGUUCUGGGGUGGUUGUGUUAGGAUUGCAGCACAGGAGAGGGAAGAGUUCUGACAAAGAUCUUCCUGUCAGUCCUAGAGAAAAAAAGCUUCCAUUGGCAGGAUGGGAGCUUUUUCCUGUAAAGCUGAUAACAGUGUGUGUGAGAGUGUGAGAGAGAAUUCCUGCAGAGCAAAUCUUUCCUUGGUUGGAACGUGAAGUGGCAUGGGAAUUCUGUUUUAGAUCACCAACACGUGAAAUGAGUCACCCAAUGCUUCAGCCAUGACUCCAUUUCACAGGUUACUUAUGUGAAAGGACACUGUGUGAUUAAAUGGGUGUAUAGGCUCCCCUGAACCUGCCUGGUAGUGCAUGAAUGAAUGUGUGUUGGUUUCCCUGCCUCAGCUAUCCAUGCUAAUGCUUUGGUGGCAGCAGUAGGACACAGAGAAUUGCAAGUGUUCUCAAGGAGUAGGGGCAUGGGGCGCCGCAGCCUCCUUAAAAAUCAUUUGAUGCCCCUUCAUGUAAGUAAAGAAUAAAGGCAGCUACAGUUUCUAACCAGCUGAUCACUCUUCUAGUUAUAGAGGUCUCCAACAUAUGGUAGAGGUUUCCCCAAUACUCUCACUGUGUCCUGUGAGUGUUGCACAUGGAAGCAUGAUAUCCUCCUUAUGUUCCCCUUUCAGGAAGAAAGGAUUUUUGAGAAUUGGAGUCCAUGCACAUCAAAACUCCCUCUCUGUUUGACUGGUGUGUGUUCCUAUUUGCUCUCCUGCUGUGUGUUUACACACCUCCCAGCCAGAGGCUUUUGUGAAGACUCGGAGAUACUUGCAUUGCCAAGAAAGAAAAGUCCAUCAAAUUGCAGAGAUGUAUUCCAUCUGGUAUAGCAGAACGAUUCCAACUUUUCAUGUUGGUUAAGGAUUUUAAAGAAACGUUUGCAUCAUCUCUUUUUUAUGAUAUCCUAAGGAUGGAUUCUUGAGUUGGUGUUACAGUGCAUGAAGAGGUCUGUUCUUCCUGAGUUGAAUACUUAUUGGAAUGCUCACUAAUAGGAUUAGAGAGGAACUCUAUGGGUAACGCCUGCUCUCAAGAAAUUACUGGUCAACCAUGGUAAAACUUGCCAACCCACUUUACACGGAGUGGAUUCUUGCAGCUAUACAAAAAGUUAAAAGGCAAAAACAGAGACCAUCUGAAGAGAGAAUUUGUCAUGCUGUGUGCGCAUCCCAUGGAUUAGAUAAGAAGACUGUUUCAGAACAGCUGGAGCUAAGUGUCCAAGAUGGUUCUAUUCUCAAAGUUACCAACAAAGGCCUUGCUUCCUACAAGGACCCAGAUAAUCCUGGGCGUUUUUCAUCUGUUAAACUGGGUGAGCUUUCUAAGCCUGCUAAAGGAUCUAGGGGAGCCUGUAAUGAGCUUCGGAAUGUGGAUUGGAAUAAACUUCUGCGCAGAGGAAUUGAAGGGCUCCAGGAACCAAAUGGCUCAUCACUCAGAAACAUAGAAAAAUACCUGAGAAGUCAACAUGAUCUUGCAGGUAUUUUCAACAACCCUGUGUUUCAACGGAGAUUACGAUUGGGGGCCAAACGCGCUGUAAAUAAUGGGAGAUUAUUGAAAGAAGGACCUCAGUAUAGGGUGAACUAUGGUAGCCUGGAAGGCAAAGGAACAUCUAAAUACAGUUCUUUUCCAAUGUCUCUCCCACCUGUCAGUCUUUUGCCUCAUGAAAAAGACCAGCCACGAGCAGAUCCCAUUCCAAUAUGUAGCUUCUGUUUGGGGACAAAAGAAUCAAAUCGUGAGAAAAAGCCAGAAGAACUCCUUUCCUGUGCUGACUGUGGCAGUAGUGGACAUCCAUCCUGUUUGAAAUUUUGUCUGGAGUUGACGACAAAUGUAAAAGCCUUAAGAUGGCAGUGUAUUGAAUGCAAGACGUGCAGUGCCUGUAGAAUCCAAGGCAAAAAUGCAGAUAAUAUGCUUUUCUGUGAUUCUUGUGAUAGAGGUUUCCACAUGGAGUGCUGUGACCCACCUCUUUCCCGAAUGCCAAAAGGGAUGUGGAUUUGCCAGGUCUGCAGACCAAAGAAAAAAGGAAGGAAGUUACUUCAAGAGAGAGCAUCACAGAUAAAGCGGCGAUACACAAAACCUAUUGGGCGACCAAAAAAUAAACUAAAGCAACGAAUGUUGUCUGUAACCAGCGAUGAAGGAUCCAUGAAUGCAUUCACAGGAAGGGGGUCACCUGGUAGGGGUCAAAAGACUAAAGUCUGUACCACACCUUCAUCUGGUCAUGCUGCAUCUGUGAAGGAUUCAAGCAGCAGAUUGGCUGUUACAGACCCCACCUGGCCUGGUGCCACCGCCACCAAAAUCACCACCACCACCUCCACCUACAUACCUGCCUCUACACUUAACGUUAACAAGAAAACCAAAGGGCUUAUUGAUGGCCUUACUAAGUUUUUUACACCGUCACCCGAUGGUCGCAGAUCACGAGGUGAAAUAAUAGACUUUUCAAAGCAUUAUCGUCCAAGGAAAAUGGCCUCUCAGAAACAAUCAUGUACUUCUCAUGUGUUGGCUACAGGUACCACACAAAAGCUAAAACCUUCUUCACUUCCACCCCCAACCCCCAUCUCUGGUCAGAGCCCCAGUUCACAAAAAUCCAGCACUUCCAUCUCUUCUAACUCUCCCCAAAGCUCCUCCAGUCAGUCAAGCGCACCCUCCUUUAGCAGCCUUCCUAAUAACAGUCAGCUAAAGGGACUCUUUGAUGGACUUUCUCAUAUUUAUUCCACUCAGGGACACUCUCGAAAAAAGGGGCACCCGAGUUAUGCACCGCCCAAGCGUUUGCGUCGUAAAGCAGCGUUUUCUUCCACAUCCAAGUCUAAAACUGCUUUCUAUGGAAAGAAAGAGAUUAGAAGUAGGUUUAUUUCUCAUGCCUCCGCCUCUGGAUGGGGUAUGUCUAGAGGACGUGCUUUUAAAGCAAUUGGUCACUUCAAGCAAACAACCUUCCUUAAAAAGCGCAGGAUUCUAGGCAGAUUAAAGUAUAAAGUGACCCCUCAGAUGGGGACCCCCUCACCAGGGAAGGGGAACUUGGCAGACGGAAGGAUUAAACCUGAUCAGGAUGAUGGUACAGAAAUCAAAAUAAGCAUCAAACAAGAAAACUCAGAUCUGUUUCUGGUGGGAAGAAAGGAUAUUAUUACAGAAGAAGAUUUGGAAAUGUUUAAGCAGGCCCAGGAACUUGCAAUGGAGAAAAUUGGUUGUAAAAAUGGUGGAGAAACAAAUGGACGCUACCCUUCAGUGAUAGAAUUUGGGAAAUAUGAGAUCCAAACAUGGUAUUCCUCGCCUUACCCACAAGAAUAUGCAAGACUAUCAAAGCUUUUCCUGUGUGAAUUCUGUCUUAAAUAUAUGAAAAGUAAAAAUAUUUUGCUAAGGCACGCAAAGAAGUGUGGCUGGUUUCAUCCUCCAGCCAAUGAAAUCUACAGGAGGAAGGACCUUUCAGUCUUUGAGGUUGAUGGGAAUAUGAGCAAAAUUUAUUGCCAAAAUCUUUGCUUGUUAGCAAAGCUCUUUCUGGACCACAAAACUUUAUAUUAUGAUGUUGAGCCAUUCCUUUUCUAUGUUCUCACAAAGAAUGAUGAGAAAGGAUGUCACUUAGUUGGAUACUUCUCCAAGGAAAAGCUCUGCCAGCAGAAGUACAAUGUCUCCUGCAUAAUGAUCAUGCCCCAGUACCAAAGGCAAGGAUUUGGAAGAUUUCUCAUUGAUUUCAGUUACUUACUUUCUAGAAGAGAGGGACAAGCAGGAUCUCCUGAAAAGCCACUCUCUGAUCUGGGUCGUGUCUCCUACUUAGCCUAUUGGAAAAGUGUCGUCUUGGAAUAUCUCUAUUGCCAUCAUGAGAAACAGAUCAGCAUCAAGGGCAUGAGCCGAGCAACAGGAAUGUGUCCCCAUGACAUUGCCACCACCCUGCAGCACCACAGCAUGAUAGACAGAAAAGAAGAAAAAUUUAUAGUAAUUAGAAGGGAGAGACUGAUUUCAAACCACAUGGAGAAACUGAAAACCAACCCACGCAUGAAUGAAGUAGAUCCAGAAAGCUUGAGGUGGACUCCUCUUUUGGUUCCUAAUGCAGCAGUUUCAGAGGAAGAGAGAGAAGCUGAAAAAGAGGCUGAGCGACUGAUGGAACAAGCAAGCUGCUGGGAAAAGGAAGAGCAAGAGCUGUUCUCGACGAGAGCUAAUAGGCAAUUGCCUGCAAAAGUGCAAUCUAAAAACAAGUAUCUGCGACCUCCAGAGAACAUAACAGUAUUAGCAGAGCGAGGGCAGUCCAUUGAUCUACCAAAAGAAAGCAGUGGGGAGGAAGAGGAGGAGGAAGAAGAAGAGGAGGAAGAAGAAGAGGAGGAUGUGGAUGGGCAUCGUCAAAAUUCUCCUCCAAGGCUGGCAAAACCUCAGAUGCUUGCUGUGAAGAGAAAGAGACCUUUCAUCUUGAAAAAGAAAAGGGGUCGUAAACGCAGAAAGAUUAAUAGCAGUGUUACGACGGAGACCAUUUCUGAAACCACAGAGGUUUUGGAUGAGCCCUUUGAUAACUUGGAAGAAGAGCAGCCCAUGGCACGGCUGGAACCCACUUGUGAGAUAGAUGGGGAAGAGGAUGAAUCUAAACCUGAGACUCAAGAAGCGUUCCAGUGUCAGUCUGAGGAGAAGGAAGAAAAUGAGCUGGAAGAGGAGGAGCAGGAGAAAGACAAUCACUGUUACCAAAACGAUACUCCAUGCAGAGCUAAUGCAGAAGAGGAUGUAGCCGUCCUGGAAGAUGAUGAUAAAGACAAUCCUGAACCUAUGCUAUGUAAACAAGGAUGGCCUAAAGGCGUGAAGCAAUGUCCAUCCAAAAGGAGACAAAACAAAGAGAGAAAACCAGGUUUUAAACUUAAUUUGUACACUCCACCUGAGACUCCUAUGGAGCCUGACUAUCAGGCAUUGGGAGAGGAAUUGAAAGAGAUAGCUGAAAACAACGCAUGCCAGGCGUCUGCUGUUACGGAGGAGGUUAAGAACACUGAAAUCGUCCUUCCACAAGAGGACGAAGCGAGAGAUGCAGUAUCUGAGUAUCUGGAGUUACCCAAGACAGAACAAGCAGAAAACGAUUUAGCAGAAGUAGAAGAAAACAACAUAGUAGAAGAAAUGGAAAGUGUGGAUAAUCAAGAUAAAGACGCACAAGAGGAAACGGAAAUGGAUAAAGAUGAGCCUGAGCAUUUAGAAGAGCAGGAGGAGGAAGAAGAGCAGGAGGAGGAGGAGGAACAAUCUCGCAAUGAGGAUCAUGAUGCUGAUGAUGAGGAUGAGAGUCACAUGGGUCCAACGGAAGUGGAAACUCAGGUGGAAGUACCAGCAGAAGCUCUCAAAGAUGUACUUGGGAAUCAGGAGUCUUUUUUAGACCCAAGUGAACAGAGUGGUAAAUCAAGCCAGGAAGACUUAAUGGACUGUGGCGUUGACCUUGCAGCUGAAUGUGACAGCGAGCACAAAGAGCUUCCUGCUAUUCCAGAGCCUGUGCCCGAGUUGGGUAAUGAAAAUACAGAUAAUAAAAACCAAACUGACCGUAAUGAAUUAAAUUCUGCAUUCAAGGACACAAAUGCUGAAACCAUGGAGAUAGACUCUGAAACAGUGGAGGCAGUGAAGUCUCUAACGCAGGAAACAACGGAACAGGAAGAUGCAUUCCAGGAUUGUGUAGAGACUCAAGAGGCAUGUCGAAGCCUGCAGACUUACGCCAAUACUGACCAAAGCCCACAGAUGACCACACUGGAUGACUGUCAGCAGUCUGAUCACAGUAGCCCUGUCUCAUCCGUCCAGUCCCAUCCCAGCCAGUCAGUUCGUUCUGUUAAUAGCCCAAAUGUGCCUCCAUUAGAGACCAGUUAUGCUCAAAUCAGCCCCGAUCAAAGUGCGAUCUCUGUGCCCUCUUUGCAGAACAUGGAAACCAGUCCCAUGAUGGACGUUCCUUCUGUUUCCGACCAUUCGCAGCAGGUUGUCGAUAGUGGAUUUAGCGACCUGGGUAGCAUUGAGAGCACAACUGAAAACUAUGAAAACCCAAGCAGCUAUGACUCUACGAUGGGCAACAGCAUCUGUGGAAACAACUCGCAAAACAGCUGUUCGUACAGCAACCUCACAUCUAGCAACAUGACUCAGAGUAGUUGUGCGGUGACCCAGCAGCUGUCUAACGUGAAUGGAAGCUGUAGCAUGAUGCAGAACGCCAGCAUCAACUCUCCCCCUCCUUGCAAUGUGAAGUCGCCUCAAGGCUGUGUUGUCGAAAGGCCCCCGAGCAGCAACCAGCAGCUUCCGCAGUGCAGCAUGGCUGCUAACUUCAGCCCACCUAUGCAGUUAAAUGAAAUCGCAGAGAGUGGCAAUGCCAACCUUGGCUUGUAUGAAAGAAUGGGUCAGAGUGACUUUGCAGCAGGGCAUUACCCACAACCGUCGGCCACCUUCAGCCUUGCCAAAUUGCAACAGUUAACCAACACACUUAUGGACCAUUCGUUGCCUUACAGCCACUCAGCUGCUGUCACUUCCUAUGCAAAUAGUGCCUCUUUGUCUACUCUUAGUAGCACAGGACUCGUUCAGCUUUCUCAGUCUCCUCAUCCAGUUCCAGGGGGAGGCCAGGUCCAGACCACAAUGACUCCGCCCCCUAACCUCACUCCGCCUCCCAUGAAUUUGCCACCACCCCUCUUGCAGCGCAACAUGGCCACAUCCAAUAUUGGCCUGUCCCAUGCCCAAAGACUGCAAACGCAGAUGCCUGGCAAGGGCCAUGUUUCGGUUAGGACUAAGUCGGCCACUUUGCCGUCGGCUGCAGCGGCAGCAGCUCACCAGCCACAGAUUUAUGGGCGAACCUCGCAGGCAGUGACCAUGCAAGGGCCUGCACGCACCUUAACCAUGCAGCGUGGCAUGAACAUGAGUGUGAACUUAAUGCCAGCUCCAGCUUACAAUGUCAGUUCCGUAAACAUGAACAUGAACCCCCUUAACGCUAUGAAUGGGUUUGGUAUGUCCCAACAGAUGAUGAAUGGAGCCUAUCAUGCAAACCAUGGUUAUAUGAAUCAAACAGCCCAGUACCCUAUGCAGAUGCAAAUGGGGAUGAUGGGAAGCCAGCCAUAUGCCCAGCAGUCAAUGCAGACUAAUCCCCACAGCAACAUGAUGUAUACCCCGCCAGCACAUCAUGGUUACAUGAAUAGCGGCAUGUCUAAACAGUCUCUGAAUAGCUCUUACAUGCGUAGGUAGGAUCUGGGGGGAGUGGGGAGGGGAGACGGUUGGUGUACCAAACUGGCAUGCUAGGAUUUGACCGGCACAAAAAUAUGUCCUUUUGGAGAAUACGAUUUCAAAACCAGCAAUUGGUGUGAAUGCAAAAACAUUUGUAGGCACCAUUAAAAAAAAAACUGUAUGCAGCGGAAGGCCUUAUAUAAAUGUGUUCUCGUUUCAUUUGUUUUGUAAUUUUGCUUUGUUUGCUUUUUU
Messenger RNA from Zootoca vivipara (common lizard), 8977 nucleotides. NCBI's taxonomy places the organism in Eukaryota, Metazoa, Chordata, Lepidosauria, Squamata, Lacertidae. The record is from RefSeq and is a predicted model, not a curated record.